This is a messenger RNA of Pyricularia grisea, 1389 nucleotides long. RefSeq lists its product as uncharacterized. The transcript has a single exon. Bases 1 to 1389 code for a protein of 462 amino acids. The record is from RefSeq and is a predicted model, not a curated record. Lineage: Eukaryota; Fungi; Ascomycota; Sordariomycetes; Magnaporthales; Pyriculariaceae.
AUGAAAUUCGUGAUAUCAACCUCGGGUGCCCUUUCCGCCCUACUUUUACUAGCUGGGGAGGCUACUGCUCAUUCGUGGCCAGAGACAAUCCAGCGCAUUGGGAAAAAGGGCGAGUUCUUGGAGCCGAAAGGCUACACACGAAACUUCCGACCUCGGGAAGGCCGCGAAGAUGAAAACUUCUCCAAGAACCUCGGCGGUCCUAAUGACCCAAUCAAGGGACCUUUGUGCAACCCAGCUCUUGGAACGAAGGCCGAUGGCUACAAGAAUGCCAAGUACCCCAAGCUCAAGGCCGCCCCAGGCGAGAUGAUUGCCAUUCGCUACCUGGAGAAUGGCCACGUGACGGGGCCAGAUCUUAAGAAGCCCACUAACCGAGGCACAGUCUACAUCUACGCAACCACCGAGCCCAGAGAUGGCCAGGCCAUCCAGGAUGUCCACAAGAAGUGGACAGCCGACGGUCAGGGCGGAGACAAGAAAGGUCGUCUUUUGGCCAUGCGCAAUUACGACGACGGACGCUGUUUUGAGGGCAAUAACAAUAAAGACGAGAGCAAGAGGAGAUCAGCGUUGCCAGGGUUCACCCAACCCGGUAAGGACUCGAGCGUUCACAACUGGUGCCAGAACGACAUCAAGCUGCCUGCGGAUAUCAAGAAGGGCGACUUGACCAUCUACUGGGUCUGGGACUUUAGUCUCACGGACAAGGAAAACACUGCAAAGACCAGCGACGACCUCAACGGUGCCAAGGUUGUAUCCAAGGAGUUUUACAGCUCUUGCAUGGAGAUUGCACUCGACGAAUCGAUCAAGUCGAACGAGCCCUUCCAAUUUGACGAGAAGCAGAACUUCAAGGACGCUGCCGACCCCAAGCAGCUGACGAUGGGCUUGCCCGAUGGCGCUCCCAAGGGGGGAGCUGCUGCUACACCGAAGCCCAAGGAGGAAGAUAAGAAGGAUGACAAGCCAAAGGAGACCCCUAAGGACAACAAGCCCAAGGAGACUCCCAAGGAGGCUCCCAAGGAGGAAAAGCCCAAGGAGACUCCCAAAGAAGCUGCCCCCAAGACGAACCCGCCUGCUGCCACAACGACCAACCCACCGGCCGCUGUGCCUACGACUUUUGAGAAGCAGGUAAAGACUGUAACUGUCACCCAGGGCGUGACUACAGUCACCGUCACGGCUGGCAAUGGUGCCCAACCCACUACUCCCCCGGCAGCUCCCGCGGCCACAGCUGCUCCUAACAAGGACGCUCCUAAAGAAGCUGCCAAAGAAACCCCCAAGGAAGCUACCAAGGAUGCCCCCAAGGAGAACAACAAGCCUGUCACCACCCGACCACAGGAGGUCGAUCCCAUACCUAUGAUGCUCCUUCGUCGUGGCCAGCGUUGGUUUGGUGCCUUUCACUCCUGA